Molecule: messenger RNA, 1331 nt
Organism: Impatiens glandulifera
Lineage: Eukaryota; Viridiplantae; Streptophyta; Magnoliopsida; Ericales; Balsaminaceae
Product: ARM REPEAT PROTEIN INTERACTING WITH ABF2-like
Exons: 10
Coding region: 33-1331 (432 amino acids)
Molecular function (GO): protein binding
Source: RefSeq, a predicted model, not a curated record
UCUCUCUAUCUCUCUCCUCAUCUCUCCCUCUCAUGGAGAAUCAGAAGCGCCAAGAGCAGCCAAUAAGCUCUGCAAGGAAGAGUCCUAAACGGAAGCAAGAAGAAGACUACGAUGUAGAUAGCAAGAUCGCUUCUCUUUCGCAUCAUGAUUCUCAGGAAGAUUUCGUUAGAGAGGUUAUUGCUCAGGCUCAGAUCCUCCGUACUACUUUCACCUCGCUUGAAGCUAAUCGCGCCUCUGCUAAGCACGCUAUUCAUAUUCUCUCUGAAUUUGCGAAGAACGAAGAAUUUGUUAAUACGAUAGUUGAUUGUGGAGCUGUACCGGCACUGGUGACGCAUCUUCAGGCGCCGCCACCGUUGAACGAUGUUGAUACUGGUUUGAGGUUUUACGAGCAUGAAGUCGAGAAAGGGAGUGCUUUCACUCUUGGACUUCUUGCUGUAAAGCCAGAACAUCAGCGACUCAUAGUAGAUGCUGGAGCACUUCCCCAUCUAGUGAAUCUAUUGAAGAGACAUAAGGAUGGUCAAAACUCUAGAGCUGUUGUUGGUGUCAUGAGGAGAGCAGCUGAUGCUAUCACCAAUCUUGCUCAUGAAAAUAGCUGCAUUAAAACACGUGUUAGAACGGAAGGUGGGAUUCCUCCCCUUGUUGAAUUAUUAGAGUACGUUGAUUUGAAGGUCCAGAGAGCUGCUGCUGGGACACUGCGCACUCUCGCAUUCAAAAAUGACGAGAAUAAAAAUCAGAUAGUGGAGUGUAAUGCUCUGCCUACUCUUGUUCUAAUGCUUCGAUCAGAGGAUCCCACCAUACACUAUGAAGCGGUUGGUGUCAUUGGAAAUUUGGUGCAUUCCUCACCUUCGAUAAAGAAAGAAGUCCUACUUGCUGGAGCUUUACAACCAGUCAUAGGAUUGCUGAGUUCCUGCUGCACGGAGAGCCAAAGAGAAGCAGCUUUGCUACUUGGACAAUUUGCUGUUACUGAUUCUGACUGCAAGGUUCACAUUGUGCAAAGAGGUGCGGUGCCACCAUUAAUUGAGAUGCUUCAGUCUUCUGACACACAACUGAAGGAGAUGGCGGCAUUUGCUCUUGGAAGGCUGGCUCAGGUACUUUUAUUUGGGCAUUUAUUCUACUCUGAUAACCACAAUCAAGCUGUGAUUGCACACAAUGGUGGUAUAGCUCCAUUGCUAAAACUUCUUGAUUCAAAGAAUGGAUCUCUGCAGAAUAAUGCUGCAUUUGCUCUUUAUGGUCUUGCAGACAAUGAGGAUAAUGUUACAGAAUUUGUUAAGAUUGGGGGUGUUCAAAAGCUUCAAGAUGGAGAAUUCAUUUUCCAAGUACAGUCACCAUAA